AUGGUGCGCAAAGGCAGCUCAAAGGUCCGCACCGGCUGUCUGACCUGCAAGUCCCGCAAGGUCAAGUGCGACGAGGCCAAGCCCGAGUGCCAGCGGUGCGUGCGGGCCGGGCGGGCGUGCGAGGGCUACGCGGCGCGGCACACGGGGGACCCGGCGCUGAUCGGAUGGCACCGGCCGCGGAGCCUGCUGGCGUCGGCGGACGACCCGGCCGAGGCGCGGGCGCUGCAGUACUACUGCACGGCGGCCGGGCCGGGCAUGUCGGGCGCCAUCGACCCCAACUUCUGGAGCCGGCUCGUGUACCAGUUCAGCUCGUUCGAGCCGGCGGUGCGGCACUCGGUCGUCGCCAUCUCGUCCCUGUUCGAGAAGCUGCGGCGCAACCCCCGGGGCCCGAUGGUCGUCCUCGAGGACAGCAGCCUCGCCCUCAACCACUACAACGCCGCCAUCGGCCAGCUGCGCAGCUCCGACAACCAGCCCCUGAUUGUGCUCGCCUGCGUCCUCUUCAUCUGCAUCGAGGUCCUCCAGAACAACACCGCCGUCGCCGUCCAGCACUGCAAGCACGGCAUCGCCCUCCUCAACGACAUUGCCGGCCGCCACGGCUGGAUCCGCGAGUACCUCAUCCCCAUCUUCCGCCGCAUGACACUGCUCCCCCUCCUCUUUGGCAGGUUCCCAGACGACUUCCCCUUGCGCCUCCUGCCCCUCGAGGACCCCCUGCCCCUCUCCUUUGCUGUCUUGUCCGACGCCCGGGACCUGCUGUGGGACGGCAUGAUCCUUUCCGCGCACCUCGUCCGUCUCGGGGAGCCUUAUAGACAGAGAGUGUUCGCUUCCAGUCCAUCCUCACUAGCAUCAGCAUCGUCACCGCCACCACCAACAACAACACGCCUAUCCUUCUCAUCUACCACCUCGGCAUCGGAAUCCACUCCUCUUCCUCCAGCUCUUAUUCCCCAGCAACACCAACAAGAACAUCAACAAAAAGUCCCCGUCCCCGCCCACCUGCUCGCUCUGCAGCGCCAGGCCCACGCCUUCCUCGACCACUGGCACGCCCUGUGGCACGACCUCGAGUCCCGCCCCCGCACCGCCGCCGACCACAGCAACCCGGCCCGGCAGCUAACGCGCACGAUGCUACGCGUCCGGUACGAGGUGUGCCGGAUCUGGGCCGCCACCGCCUUCGACCCGGCCGAGACGGCCUACGACGGCUACCUCGACGUCUUUGGCCGGUGCAUCGCCCAGUGCUCCGUCUUCCGCACGAGCCUUCCCCCCGCGUGGCACGCUGCCAAGGACCACUUCAAGUUCAUGCUCGAGAUGGGCUACGCGCCCAUCCUCUACUUCAUCGCCGUGAAAUGCCGCGACCUCGAGCUCCGCCUCCAGGCCCUCCAGCUGAUGCUCUUCCUCAGCGCGCCCCGGGAGAGCCUGUGGGACGUCAACCUCAUGUACGAAAAGGGCCUGAGGAUUGUAGAGGCCGAGCACGGCGUCGUGCUCGACCACGAGCCCCGCAACUCGCCCGCGCACCCGGGCCCAGAGGUCCUGCGCCCAGCCCUGUGUCCCGGCCUACCGCCAGAGGAGUGGCGGGUCGGUGGGUACUGGGCCGAUUAUACGGCCGAUGAGAUUGUGCAACCGGCCAUGCGCGAGGUUGUGGGCACGAUUGAGGAGAUGACCAUGCUCAGUGAUGUAGUAGUAGCCCAGGGGCAUGGAAUGAGGACAGACAGCCAGCAGCAGCAGCUUCACGGGGUUCGUGGUGCCGGCAGUGUAAGCGACGGGAGCAGUCCGCUUGGGUCCAAGGGGUCGCCAGCGACGACUGUAAGCGAAGGGAGCAUACACCACCACGCCUUUGUCGAUGCUGGCCGCACCACAAAGCUGCUCGCGCUCGCGCCCAAGCCGCCGAAUUGUGGGCAGGUCGUUCCGACCCGGCAGCAGCUUGAGGGCAUCGUGGACGAGGUCCGCGCCUUGCACGACCAUGUAGUGUAG
This is a messenger RNA of Microdochium trichocladiopsis, 1962 nucleotides long. RefSeq lists its product as uncharacterized. Gene Ontology annotation, molecular function: DNA-binding transcription factor activity, RNA polymerase II-specific; zinc ion binding. The coding region runs from base 1 to 1962 and encodes 653 amino acids. The record is from RefSeq and is a predicted model, not a curated record. The transcript is spliced from 2 exons. Gene Ontology annotation, biological process: regulation of DNA-templated transcription. NCBI's taxonomy places the organism in Eukaryota, Fungi, Ascomycota, Sordariomycetes, Xylariales, Microdochiaceae.